AACAGCUGUUUUAUUAUUCAAGCGAGCAUGCAACGCACAGACGUGAAUAAUUCUUUACGUCUACAAAAACAUUAAAUAAAACAGGAAAAUAACAACGAAAUGUUUCAGCCUUCUAAGCAGCAGAUACUACGCCUGUACAAGCAUCUAAUACGUUACGGUAAUCAAUUGCAACUGACAGACAAAAACUACUUCUUGGGUCGCAUACGACGCGAAUUCAAGGAGGGUCGUGGCAUAAGCGACCCAGUGCAGAUCGAGUUCAAUUUCAAGCGCGGCGAAACGCUUUUGCGUAAGGGACGCAUUCUGUAGAUUAGGUAGAUUAGAGU
This is a messenger RNA of Zeugodacus cucurbitae (melon fly), 323 nucleotides long. Its product is annotated as MIEF1 upstream open reading frame protein. The coding region runs from base 100 to 306 and encodes 68 amino acids. The record is from RefSeq and is a predicted model, not a curated record. The transcript has 2 exons. NCBI's taxonomy places the organism in Eukaryota, Metazoa, Arthropoda, Insecta, Diptera, Tephritidae.